Messenger RNA from Prunus persica (peach), 1101 nucleotides. RefSeq names its product GATA zinc finger domain-containing protein 4-like. NCBI's taxonomy places the organism in Eukaryota, Viridiplantae, Streptophyta, Magnoliopsida, Rosales, Rosaceae. The transcript has a single exon. Bases 60 to 947 code for a protein of 295 amino acids. The record is from RefSeq and is a predicted model, not a curated record.
GCAGAUACAUAUAAGUCCUAGAAAACCCAACAUUUUGAUUCACCAAAAAAUCUCAAACAAUGGCUCCUUUUGCAAAAUCACUCUCAUUUUUCUUCCUUCUAGUGCUCAUUUUCUCCUCCUUCGAAAAUAUUCAAGCUAGAGAGAGCGUGUUCUUCAGCAAAGUCACCCACUACAACAACAACAAGAAUGUUAACGAGCCAACAAUCAGUACCUCUAUCGCAGAAGUGCCAACACCAGCACCGUCACCAGCAGCAGAGGCACCAGAACUAGCAGACGUGCAGGCACCAGCAGCAGAGGCACCAGAACUAGCAGAUGUGCCGGCACCAGCACCAAGUUACUUGGAGAAAGAGCACCGCCACAAUGGCGCCUUGUAUGGCCUCGGCUCAGGCAAAUCCCCUUCCACGGAGGAGACACCAACCACCAUUGAUGGUGAAGAUGAAAUUUUGGCCGAAGAACUAAGCGGUGAAAGCUUUGAUCGCACAGGUAAUUAUGAAAGCACCAACUUGUACAACAACAAUGGCUACAAGACCAACUAUGUCAACAACAACAACUACGUUAAUCGUAAUGGCUACAAGACCAACUAUGUCAACAACAACAACUACAUUAAUGGCAAUGGCUACACAAAAACUAACAAUUACAAGGGCAGCAAUGGCUACACAAAAACGAACAAUUACAAGGGCGGCAAUGGCUACACAAAAACGAACAAUUACAAGGGCGGCAAUGGCUGGGAAAACCGUGAGGUUAAUGUACAGCAAGGGAUGAGUGACACAAGGUUUUUGGAAAACGGUAGGUACUUUCAUGAUGUGAAGAAUGAGAUUAACCAAAAUUUCAAUGAAAAUUACGAAGGAGGGAGAGGAAGCACUAGAAACUAUGUUGAGAACUCCAAUGAGUUCAACACCAUGGAAGAGUAUGAUAAGUACCAGGAGAGCCGAGGAUAUGUGCCUUAAUCUAUGUGUUCCAUGUCCAACAUACAGAGAGAUUUCGAUGUGUUUAGGGAUAAUAUAAGUUAAUUAAUAUAAGAUAUUUUUAUCGUUGUUUUGCAUUUCCAUUUGUGUAUCACAUUUUAUAGUGUGAAAAUGAAACCCACUAAGUUUUAUUUGA